Salvia splendens (bonfire salvia) is the source of this 361-nucleotide messenger RNA. RefSeq names its product heavy metal-associated isoprenylated plant protein 16. Bases 38 to 361 code for a protein of 107 amino acids. The transcript is spliced from 3 exons. Lineage: Eukaryota; Viridiplantae; Streptophyta; Magnoliopsida; Lamiales; Lamiaceae. The record is from RefSeq and is a predicted model, not a curated record.
GACAAAUUAAAUUUCUGGCAGAGGCUUAAUCGUACGUAUGAAGAAAAAGAUAGUGAUAAAUGUGCCGAUGCAUAGUGAGAAGGCUAAGUCAAAGGCGAUGAAGAUUGCUGUGGCUGUUGAAGGAGUGAUGGGAGUGAGUAUAGGAGGAAAUGAUAAGCUAGAGGUGGUGGGAGAAGAGGUAGAUUCAGUGUGUUUGGCCAACUGUCUCAGGAAGAAAUUUUGUUUUGCAGAAAUCAUAAGCGUCGGAGAAGCCAAGCCACAACCUCCCAAACCACCAGUGCCGCCGCUGUGUCCUCCACCGCCGUAUUUCCACCCCAUUUAUUGCUACGAUCCUCCUCCCUCCAAUUGCUCCAUUAUGUGA